AUGGUUUAUAUUAACAAUAUUAAAUACGCGUGCUCUAGUUGUAUUAGGGGGCAUCGUUCUUCAUUAUGUGAUCAUAAAGAUAGGCAACUUUUUGAGAUUAAACGUAAAGGUAGACCGGUAUCACAAUGCCUAUCUACAUUGUCGACACGUAUAAAAAGACCUUUUCGUACAAAAUGUUUCUGUAAGGAGUAUGUAGAGAAAGCAAAUGAGUCGCCUGAUUUUCAGAAACUGAUUUUUAAGGCUUUUAAAAAAAACCAAAAAACAGUAUUGGAAACAAUUGAAAAUAAAGAAAUGCAUGAAGCAGUUCAAAAUAACGGAGCAUUUAUAAAAGAUUUUCAGACAAAUGUAUCUGAAUUAAAUUUUAAUGGAUUAAGUGAACCUAAACAAUUACAUUUUCCCAGUAAUUUUCAGAUGUUAAACAAUGCAGAUAGUUUGAAGUAUGGGAUUGGAGCAGUUACGAAUAAAACAUGUAAUUCUGAUUCAAAAGUUUGUACUCAGAGUUCCGAUUUUAGUCCAGAUCUUAGUUCUGAACCUAGUUCUGAUUUUUCUUCAGAAAUGCUCUCUUAUUACAAUUCUCAAUAUUCUAAUAAUUAUAUAUAUCCUCAGGUUAUAGGACAAAACAGUCCUAAUGGUUUUUCUACUCCAAGCAAUAUUGAUUUUUAUCAAACUUAUAAUAAAUCAGCAUAUGCAGAUCUUGAUACAAUAUCUAAUUAUUCAUACAUACCUUCAGAAAUAAAGGAAAAUUUUCAUUCAUCAUCUAUGCCUGUGUUCUUUGAUUAUAUUCAGCAUUCUAAAACACAGAAUAAUAAUAUUAAUAUUCCUGAAUCAUUUAUGAAAUUUCAAACGAUCAUAAGUGAUUCUCAGAAUCUUGAAAUACCAGAAACGUAUUACGAAUUUGAUUGUUCUAGGCCAGGAUCUAAGUGUACGUGUACUUCUGCAUGUCAAUGUACAAAUUGCUAUACUCACGGUAAUAAUAUUGUUCACAAUACUUUGCAAAACGUACUUCCGGAGAAACAGUUACUUGAUGGGUACAUUAUUCCUCAGAGGAAAUGCUGUUAUAUGGUAUCCGGAAUAAAUACACAUAUUACUGAACCUUAA
This is a messenger RNA of Pneumocystis jirovecii RU7, 1098 nucleotides long. RefSeq lists its product as uncharacterized. Gene Ontology annotation, cellular component: nucleus. Bases 1 to 1098 code for a protein of 365 amino acids. The transcript is spliced from 4 exons. Gene Ontology annotation, molecular function: RNA polymerase II cis-regulatory region sequence-specific DNA binding; DNA-binding transcription factor activity, RNA polymerase II-specific; copper ion binding. Gene Ontology annotation, biological process: intracellular copper ion homeostasis; positive regulation of transcription by RNA polymerase II; intracellular iron ion homeostasis. The record is from RefSeq and is a predicted model, not a curated record. NCBI's taxonomy places the organism in Eukaryota, Fungi, Ascomycota, Pneumocystomycetes, Pneumocystales, Pneumocystaceae.